Aspergillus nidulans FGSC A4 is the source of this 1026-nucleotide messenger RNA. RefSeq names its product isopenicillin N synthase family dioxygenase. The record is from RefSeq and is a predicted model, not a curated record. The transcript has 3 exons. The coding region runs from base 1 to 1026 and encodes 341 amino acids. Lineage: Eukaryota; Fungi; Ascomycota; Eurotiomycetes; Eurotiales; Aspergillaceae. Gene Ontology annotation, molecular function: iron ion binding; 2-oxoglutarate-dependent dioxygenase activity.
AUGGACAUUCCCACCCUCAAUUUCAGAGACUUCACCUCCGGCACGCAAUCCCAGAGAGACACCUUUUGCAGCAAUCUCUACACCUCUCUCUCGACUCUUGGCUUCGUCAAGAUAAAGAACCACACCAUCCCCGAUGAGAUCCUAGACCAGGUCUUCGACUGGAGCAAACACUUCUUCGCCCUCCCCCUCGAAUCCAAGACCCUCGCUGCCCACCCCGUCCAAGCAAACCCGCACCGAGGCUGGAGCUGUGUCGGACAGGAGAAGCUCUCGGUCAUCCGGCAGGGGAAAGCCGUGUUCGAUCUCAAAGAGUCCUUCGACCUUGGCCCCGAGAACGACCCCCUCUAUCCCAACAUCUUCCCAGACGAUUCCGUCAUCCCCGGCUUCCGACCAUUCAUGGAGUCCUUCUACGCGCAAUGCCAAGCCCUGCAUCUGACGCUACUCUCCGCGAUCGCGCUCUCCCUAAAUCAGGACGCUUCGUUUCUCAGUGACCGCUGCGGAACAAACAGCUCCGAACUACGGUUGAACCACUACCCUGCGACAAAGAUCUCGGACCUGCAGAGCGGGAAGAAGAUGCGCAUCUCCUCGCAUACAGAUUUUGGGACCAUCACGCUACUGUGGCAGGAUGGGGUCGGGGGGCUGGAAGUUGAGGAUCAAAACCACGAGGGUGUUUAUCUUCCUGUUGGACCUACCUCCACCGAGUCGUCUAGCGGUGCCGAUACCGAUUGCGACUCUGGGAGAGAAAUGAUCGUCAAUGUGGGCGAUUGUCUGCAACGGUGGACGAACGACCGCUUGCGCUCGGCGAAUCAUCGGGUGACGUUACCUGCUGAGAUGAAGGAUAAGUCAAGACCUGAGAUCAGUAACGAUCUCGUCCCGGAUCGCUACUCGGUCGCAUACUUUGGGAAACCGGAUCGGGGCGCGUUGGUGGCUGCGAUACCGGAGUUGGUGGAGGAAGGAGAAGAGGUCCGGUAUAAGGGUGGGAUGACCGCUUGGGAAUAUAAUCAAUCAAGAUUGCUGCAGACUUAUUAG